Messenger RNA from Sabethes cyaneus, 1039 nucleotides. It is a transcript of the gene MED21, whose product is annotated as mediator of RNA polymerase II transcription subunit 21. Lineage: Eukaryota; Metazoa; Arthropoda; Insecta; Diptera; Culicidae. Bases 388 to 813 code for a protein of 141 amino acids. Gene Ontology annotation, molecular function: transcription coregulator activity. The transcript is spliced from 2 exons. Gene Ontology annotation, cellular component: mediator complex. The record is from RefSeq and is a predicted model, not a curated record. Gene Ontology annotation, biological process: regulation of transcription by RNA polymerase II.
AGUGGCGUGCAAGUUUUUCCACAAAUUGUGAUUUUUAUCCGGCAGACGUCUUUGCCGGAAGCCUUUCGGAGUUUUUCUCGCACAAACGGAUGAAAGAUUCGGCAGGGAGAUGAUCUGCGACUCGAUUAAUCUGUUAUAAAUUUGAAUCACCACUUGUUCUACUGCUGUGUCCAACUAGCAGCCUAUACAGGUUGCGCAUCCAGUUUUCAUUUACUUGCUGAAUUUCCUCCAAUAAUAGAAGCACAUAACACUCGUAUCGCUGCACAGUGGCAUCCUCUUUUGCCCCGUAGCCUUUUCUGUUUUUUUAUUUUUCUUUUUUUGUGUUGAAUCUUUAUUUCUGCCAAAAUUGACGAGGAAAAGCUGGAUUAUUCUAUCGUCUUCGAAGCGAUGGCUGACCGAUUAACCCAGCUUCAGGACACAGUGAAUCAGCAAGCGGAACAUUUCUGUAACAGCAUCGGCAUCCUGCAGCAGUGUUCUGUUCCGAGCAAAUUUCCCGGUUUUGAACGAACCGGCUCUCAGACGCCUCAGCAAAAUCAACAGGAAGACUACGCACAACUCUUCUCCACAUUGAUCUCACGAUGUGCCAAGGACAUCGAUACCUUAAUCGAAUCUCUACCAAGCGAAGAAAGUUCAAUUGAACAGCAAGUGCAAGCUCUGAAACGGCUUGAGAUAGAGAAUCAGGACUCAGCGGAAAAACUAGAGGAAGUCGUGAGGAAAGGUGAAAUGUUACUAGAAAAAAUUCAAGCCGCUCUAAGCGAUAUCGCACAGUCACAACUCGAUAUGCAGUAUUCCUCAUCGCCGAAAAAGCAAUGAUCGAGAAAUAUAGCUGUUUCGUGUUAGAACACUUUUUACUUGCCAUUCAAUGUGUCGUGUGGUACACGAGUUAUGGCAAAGCAAAACUAUUCAAAGGAUAUAAUUUAUAUCCAGUUUCCUUGUAUCAUUUCGUUCUGUUGUGUACCGUUUUAAGAAGUGAUAUAUUUACACAUAACGAGAACUAAUCGCAGCUUGAGCAUAAGAUGACUAAAGAGUAAGAUAAAAU